This is a messenger RNA of Aspergillus versicolor CBS 583.65, 1925 nucleotides long. Its product is annotated as PDK/BCKDK family protein kinase. Gene Ontology annotation, cellular component: mitochondrion. The transcript is spliced from 4 exons. Gene Ontology annotation, molecular function: pyruvate dehydrogenase (acetyl-transferring) kinase activity. NCBI's taxonomy places the organism in Eukaryota, Fungi, Ascomycota, Eurotiomycetes, Eurotiales, Aspergillaceae. Gene Ontology annotation, biological process: protein phosphorylation; regulation of glucose metabolic process. The record is from RefSeq and is a predicted model, not a curated record. The coding region runs from base 276 to 1583 and encodes 435 amino acids.
CUCUGUUCUGCCUCCGUAGGUUGUGACUCUACUUGCAUCUGCACCCUCGAGCUCCCACUCCUUCAGUUCGGCGACAACCUCGGUAGUAGUUCCCAGAGCUCUCCGGCCUUACGAUCCAAGCCCGUCAUAAUAUCGCUCGCUGUUCUCGCACGCCCCGGACUUUUCUUCUCUCCCACCCAUCUAAUAUAUUUCUCUUAUUCACGUCUAUUCGUGUUCAAUCCAACUGGGAAAUUUCAAGUUGUGACGGCCGCUUGGCCUGAUUCGCUUUCAACAUCAUGUGGAAGCCGUCGGAGCGCCUGAUGGAAACCAUCAGGCAUUACGCCAGCUUCCCAGCAACUGGCGUUUCGCUCCGGCAAAUGGUUCAAUUCGGAGACAGGCCUUCUACCGGCACCUUGUUUCGCGCCUCUCAGUUUCUAUCGGAGGAACUCCCCAUCCGUCUCGCCCACCGUGUCCAGGACCUUGGAGAGCUACCCGACGGGCUCAGUGAAAUGCCCUCCAUUAAAAAGGUCCAGGAUUGGUAUGCGCAAUCAUUCGAGGAAAUCAUCACUCUACCUCGACCAACCCUUACACAAGAAGUCAAGGCACGUCUGCUACGCCCAAAUAGAACGCAUAACGGUGGAUCAAAGAUCCUUGCGGAAACUACACAAAACCCAAGCGUCCGUGAGGGACAGUACCGUUCCUCCACCACAACAAAUGGUAACGGCAAUGGCAAGACUGCUGCCGCCAGGAGAUAUUUUGUCCCGUCCGAUGAUCAUGGCCAUUGGCCUCCCGAGUUGAAUGACUACAAUGAACGUUUCGCGAAGACUUUGCAACAAAUCAAACGACGACAUGACAGUGUUGUAACUACAGUGGCUCAGGGUAUUCUCGAAUGGAAGCGGAGACGGCAGCGCCUCCAAAUUGACUCGACAAUUCAAUCAUUUCUCGAUCGGUUUUACAUGUCUCGAAUAGGUAUACGAAUGUUAAUUGGACAACAUAUCGCUCUGACAGAACAAACACACGUUCGCCAUCCAAACUAUGUCGGGAUCAUCUGUACCAAGACAAAUGUACGUGAGGUGGCUCUCGAGGCUAUUGAAAACGCUCGUUUUGUUUGCGAGGAUUACUAUGGUCUUUUUGAUGCUCCCAAGGUGCAGCUUGUUUGCAAGGAAGACCUAAACUUCAUGUAUGUCCCGGGACAUCUGUCCCACAUGCUUUUCGAAACCUUGAAGAACUCCCUCCGUGCCGUGGUCGAAACACACGGCGCAGACAAGGAAGCCUUCCCUAUCACCAAGGUCAUCAUCGCCGAAGGAAAAGAGGACAUUACUAUCAAGGUCUCCGAUGAAGGAGGCGGUAUCGCACGGUCUGCGAUACCUCUUGUUUGGACUUAUAUGUAUACAACCGUGGAACAAACCCCCAACCUUGACCCCGACUUUGACAAGAGUGACUUCAAAGCCCCCAUGGCAGGGUUCGGAUACGGGCUUCCAAUCAGUCGUUUGUAUGCCCGGUACUUUGGAGGCGACCUGAAGUUGAUUAGUAUGGAAGGGUACGGUACGGAUGUAUACCUUCAUCUGAACCGGUUGUCUUCCAGCUCGGAGCCCCUCCAAUGACAAUUACCAGUCAUGAGGGAUGGUCGCGUUCGGUUUUCUACUUCACACAGGCUCCAUCCUUUCUAUUCGGAACCCGAUCCAGCACCAUCCCAAGGAUUGACGCCCAUGAAUAUAGGAGCUAUCCGCGCACGGAUGCGCACCAGGGAAGUCUCUGAGCGUAAGCAGGUCGGGGAUGCCGAAAGCUUGCUUAACGCGGAAAAAUAAAAUGAGACUAUGGCCAACAUUAUUGCGAAAAGCUAAGAUAGCGCGCUAAACUUGUCGCGCACACAUUUUCAUUUGCAUUUUGCAAAUUGCGCAAGAUCCAGAAUCGUCCACCAAGAUACAGGACACAGAAACCGAAUU